AAACAGGGGCUAGUACCUAGUACAACUCUUUAAUAUUUGUAUUCAAUACAAAUAAUAAUUAUUUCGUGUUUUUACUUAUUGUGAUAAAAGAUAUUAAAAUCAAACAAAAUGACUGCCGACGCACUCGCGAAAACUAGAAUCACCAACCGUGUGGCCCGCCUUAGGAAGAGUGCUGCUGAACGGUACAACAUCGAUGAGAAGGAGGUGCACAUUGGCCACAUGGCUCUGGAGUCCAUGUUACUGGACCCAGACAUGAUCAGCCAGAUCGAUUUCACCACCGAACAAGAGGAAACGAAUAGAUCUGUGGCUCAGCGCUCAAGCCGUCUUGCCAGUGCUAUGGUUAACGCUGGCCUGAAGCCUGGAGACCCCGCCAUUGUUAUGGGCAACAACCACAUGGACCUCUGCAUCCCAUACUUUGCCUGCCACUUUGGAGGAUACCCCAUGUGCGCAAUCGACCCCAGUAUUGGCAAAAAUGACUUAGUCAGACUAUUCCCAUACAUCUUCCCCAAAAUUGUCUUCUGCCUGAAAUCCUGCGAAGAAAAGGUCCGCGAAGCGUUCAAGGUCAACAACCUCGAGGGCUUCAUCGUCGUAUUUGAUGACAAAAAAACUGAUAUGGAGGCUUUCGUUCAGGAGCACAACGGCACCGAAGUUGACUACAGGCCAGCCACUUUCGACCAUUCCAAAAUUAAUGCCUGGUUGAUGCUAACCAGCGGCACCACGGGCUUACCGAAGGUAGCCACCAUACCAUUUGACACGUUACUCCAUGGAAUCAUCAGUUGGUGGGAACCCUUCCCAGAGAAAGUAGAAAGCAUUCUGGCUAUGGCUACAUUACAAUGGAUGUCAUCCCUACUCUACUUCAUUUCGGGUCCACUGAAGGGCUCCACUAGGAUUCAGGCGUCUGAACCAUUAACCCCGAUGAAGCUAGUCCAAAUUAUCAACAAAUACAGGCCCGUCACGACAGCAUUCACGCCAUAUUUAUUAGGUCAUUUUCUGAAUGCCGCCGAAAAAACUUGUGACUUAUCGUGUCUGAAAUACAUUGUUAUUGCGGGCAGUGCUAUCGAGAAACCAUUAUUGGACAGAUUUAAAAAAGUAUGCGAUGGAUUCAUGUACCUGGUAUAUGGAAUGACCGAGUUGUUGGUACCUGUGUUCGAUUAUAACGACGACACUCCAUUCGGGUCGACCGGCAAACCUCAGUCACAGUAUGAGUAUAUGCUCGUGGAUGAUAAUGCAAAACCCCUGGAAGGUGCAUACAAGACUGGUGAACUGUGGCUUAAGGGCGACGCCUUCUUCAAGGGCUAUCUAAACAAUGCUGAGGAGACCAAGACCAUGUUGACUGACGACGGAUGGUUCAAAACUGGAGACAUGUUCUACAAGGACGAGCAAGAUUAUUACUACUUUGUGGAGCGCAAGAGACUUUUAAUUAAGCACUACGGUUUUCUGCUUUCCCCAUUAAAAAUGGAGGAGAUUGUCAGGCGCCACCCAUCCAUAGUCGAUGCCUGUGCGGUCAGCCUGCCACAACUUGAUUGUACCGAACUGCCCGUCUUUGCCCUACAGAGAAGAAAUGGUGACAAAGUUGACACACAAGAAGUCGCUGAGUUAUUGAGAAAGAACAUGGAAGGGAAGCGACUGAACGGCGGAUUUUUCUUCGUAGAUUCAUUACCCGUCACGCCCUCCGGCAAAGUACAUCGAGCAAAAGUGAAGGAGAUGGCGCAGACCGCACAAAAAAUCCUCUUCUAGUGAACUAGAUAGACUAUCAACUAUCACUAUUCGAUUUCAUCAGUAAUACUGGUCACUUGCCGGUACGAAUCUUUGUGUUAUUAGGUCGAGAUUAAAUGUAAAAUUCUCAUUUUAGAAAAUAUUCACAUUACUAGGAAUAAUUAAUAUUGAAAUGAGUAAAGCAUUUUCUAAAACUCAUUAGUUGUAUAGGAUUUAUAUUAGCCAAUAUACAAUGUAAAUAUGUUAAUGAUAUAAGCUGCCUAUGUUUUAUUUAUUUAUUAAACUAUUUACAUGACUAAAUGUUAUUGAAAUAAAUACGUACUUUUAAGUAAGUACAAUAUUUAGGCUAACAUUUAAUACAUUAUUGUAAAUUAGUCAGAUGAUACUGCUAUAUUAUCGGUGAACACCGAGGCUGCAUCCGCAUCAGCAACGCUCCAAAGGCAUCUCAUAGAAAUUGAAGAAUGGCUAGGGUUAUGGAGAAUAAAGGCAAACAACAGUAAAUCGGUCCAUGUCACCUUCACUCUUAAAAAAGGCGAUUGCCCACCAGUUACCCUUAACGGAGAGCAAAUACCGCACUCUGACAAAGUCAAGUAUCUCGGUAUGCACUUAGAUAGAAGACUGACAUGGAAAAGUCACAUCUGGACUAAGCGGAAGCAACUUGAUACAAAAUUCCGAAGCUUGUAUUGGUUGGUAGGCAAGAAAUCCCAACUAUCUAAUGAAAGCAAAAUGUUAAUCUACAAAGCAAUCCUCAAGCCAAUAUGGACGUACGGCAUCGAACUAUGGGGCACAGCAUCCAGCAGCAACAUUGAUAUCUUGGAAAGAUUCCAAACCAAGAGCAUUAGGUGCAUGUAUAACAUACCUAAAUGCAUCAGCAAUAAAUAUAUUUUACGAGAUCUAAAUCUUAAUACAGUGAAACAAGAAAUCUCCAUAAGAAGUUCCAAGUAUCAGACCAAGUUAUCGAAUCAUGUAAAUGCCUCAGCUAAUAAACUAACAGGCACUGGCAGCGUUCAGCACUCAAGACUGAGGAGAAACAGUGUUCCCUCCCUCAAAAACCGUUUUCCAUCAUUAUAAAGAGUGAAGUCAAUGGACCCCUCUUUAAAUUAAAGACACACUCAGACUGAGGUCAAAGAAAAUAACAGCUAAAUGUGGAAAAACAGAUUGCUGUGCUAAGCAGGAUUGGAAAAAAAAAAAAAA
Molecule: messenger RNA, 2910 nt
Organism: Spodoptera litura
Lineage: Eukaryota; Metazoa; Arthropoda; Insecta; Lepidoptera; Noctuidae
Product: luciferin 4-monooxygenase-like
Biological process (GO): fatty-acyl-CoA biosynthetic process; long-chain fatty acid metabolic process
Molecular function (GO): long-chain fatty acid-CoA ligase activity
Source: RefSeq, a predicted model, not a curated record